GUCAGUAUCAAGCAAAAUGCCGGCGUAAUCCCUUUAAAGUUCUUCUCUCUACUUAGAAUAUAGACUUUUUUUUCAAAAUUCAUCUUGAUCACAGGCAGUUCGGUUGUAAUUUUCGGGACAUUAAUAAUAUGCCAAAGCCGGUAUGGGUUUUUUUGCUGUUAGUCAUUCAAUCUUGUUUUGUCAGAAAUACGGUUGGUUCGAUAGGUGACAUGUCGCAGAUAUAUAAUCAAUGUCUAGCACAGUGUCGCAAUAACAACUGCAAAAAUGAAAUAAAUUUUAAGAAACAGCCUCCUUUGUCAUUAAUUCUGCUAAACUGGUACUGCAAGGAAGAUUGUAGUUAUACUUGCACAUGGAAAACAGUUGACUUCUUUAUAUCUCAUGGAUUAAAAGUACCCCAAUUUCAUGGAAAAUGGCCAUUCAUCCGCAUGUUCGGGUGUCAGGAACCAGCAUCUGUUUUAUUCUCUAUAUUAAAUUUUUAUGCCCAUUGGAAGAUGUUUCAAAAAUUUAAAAAACAGGCAGACAGUAGUAGUCCUAUGUUUUAUAUUUGGACAUAUUUCAGUAUUAUAUGUUUAAAUGGAUGGUUUUGGUCUGCCAUAUUCCAUUCACGAGACAGACCAUUUACAGAAGCAAUGGACUAUUCUUGUGCAUUUAGUAUGGUACUUACAUUCUUAUACUGCAUGCUCUUGAGGAUAACAUACAAAAAUAAUAAAGCAUUUAUUGUAAUAACUUGUGGAUAUGUGAGCAUCUUAUGCACACAUUUAUCACAUUUAUGGUCGGGCAGUAUUAAUUACCAUUAUAAUAUGAUACUGAAUAUUCUAAUAGGCUUAGCAACUUUUACGAUAACAAUGCUAUGGUGGUACGUUAAUCGUAAGAAGUUAUUUUAUGCGUACUUAAUCGCUUGGUUCAAUAUAUGGACCGUUUUUGUCACUCUGCUCGAAUUGGCAGACUUUCCACCCAUUUUUUGGAUACUUGAUGCUCAUUCUUUAUGGCAUGCUAGUACAGUUCCUUUAAUUCCGUUGUUAUAUAGAUUUAUGAUCUCAGACUGUUCCUAUCUGCAAACAUAUUACUAUAAAUCACUUCUAGAUAUCAAUCACAGGCAGUAAAAAAUUUUACAUGUUAUAACAAAAGCCCAUGUUUCUUCCAAAAUAAUCAGGGACAGCAUAAUAAACAUUGGCAGGAAGAUAGCAACAUUAUCAUCUUUACAGAUUUGUAAGAUCUGUACAGAAUAUAAAUUUGUACAGAUUUGCACUUUUAUAUGUAUAUAGCGGACUUGUUAUAAAUAUGUUAUUUAUGUGCAAAUCUGUCUCCUUUUCAACUUUUCGCAUAUGUAUAACGCGUCGAAAUGCAGAUUAUAUGAAAAAAAUCAGUCCUUUACUUUAAUUUCAUAAAUAUUUAUGCUAUGACUGAAGAUAUCUCAUAUCUCAUGAUUAAAUGUAGGCGACAAUAGCUUGUGCGAAUGUUUAAGUACCUAUUUAUCAAUUUAACAGAGCAAAAAAAUUUGUUUUCUAUUUUCCUAAAUAUUUAAUAUUCAAUAUUGUCGCCCUUAUUACUUAAGGGUCACUGGACAUUUUUCCAGACAUGUCCCUAUCGCGACGAAACGUUAUAAAGUUUAAUAUUUUGUCAAAUGUUGAUUAUAUAAUACAGUGUAUAAACCUUAUAUAUAGUCACUGAAUAUACAAUUGUAAAUCAAAAAUAAUGUAAAUAUGUAAAUAUAAGUAAAAUGAUUUUCUCUAUA
This is a messenger RNA of Odontomachus brunneus, 1735 nucleotides long. It is a transcript of the gene PGAP3, whose product is annotated as post-GPI attachment to proteins factor 3. Lineage: Eukaryota; Metazoa; Arthropoda; Insecta; Hymenoptera; Formicidae. The transcript has 8 exons. Gene Ontology annotation, cellular component: endoplasmic reticulum membrane. The record is from RefSeq and is a predicted model, not a curated record. Gene Ontology annotation, biological process: GPI anchor biosynthetic process. The coding region runs from base 129 to 1103 and encodes 324 amino acids. Gene Ontology annotation, molecular function: hydrolase activity, acting on ester bonds.